This is a messenger RNA of Rhizopus microsporus ATCC 52813, 840 nucleotides long. RefSeq lists its product as uncharacterized. The record is from RefSeq and is a predicted model, not a curated record. The coding region runs from base 53 to 541 and encodes 162 amino acids. Lineage: Eukaryota; Fungi; Mucoromycota; Mucoromycetes; Mucorales; Rhizopodaceae. The transcript is spliced from 4 exons. Gene Ontology annotation, cellular component: mitochondrion.
GUGACAAAAAGUGAAGGUGGUUGUAGUUCUCUUCCCCCUCACUCUUAUCACAAUGUCACUUAGAGCCGCCACACAACGUGCAUUCAACAUGCGCGCUUUAGUUUCAACCACACGCCAACCCAUCAUGAUGACCUCAGUUCGUCCUCAAUCCACCUUAAAUACUGGAGAACUUGUUGAGGAUCCUCAAAUUGGUGAUUAUCCCAAUUUGCCUCGUUACAGUACUCAAGCUAGAGGGCCUCAUGGCUGGUGGGAUCCUCAAGAUAAACGUAACUUUGGCGAAACACUUCAUGAAGAAGAUGAAAUCAUGGGUGUUUGGGCACCUGAUCUUCAUGAAUACAGCCCUCGUAAGGCACUUGCACAAUUAGCAUUUUUCUUUGGUGUCGUCGGCGCUGUCGCUGGACUCGUUUACAAGACUUAUCCUGAAAGCCCAGCUGCUAAGCGAACCUAUCCCUAUGAUGGAUUAAAAGAAGAAUUUGGAGCUCGUGAAGGUGAUAUUCGUCCUCGUGGUGCUCGUGUUGAAAAUGCAGAAGAAGAAGAAUAAAUUUUCGAUUGGAAUUAAUAAAAAUUGUUUAAAUUGUGUGUAUUCUUGCUCUGGAUGAUUUAGGUAACAAGCUGAAUAAAUGACAUGUUUGAGUAUUCCAUUACCAAUCUGAGUAUUAUCAGAGGACAUAUAUAUAUGCAAAUGCAUGUUCAUUAAGCGGGAAAUCAGGGAUAGAGUUGGUACUUUUAUAAUUGAAUACGUAUACGACACUUUCUCUUUAGAGUUUGUUGUAUGUUUGCAUUGUGUCCACCCAAUGAUCUUUCGGAUACAUCCUUUAUGAUAAGAGUAUACGAAUAAAG